Molecule: messenger RNA, 1346 nt
Organism: Leptinotarsa decemlineata (Colorado potato beetle)
Lineage: Eukaryota; Metazoa; Arthropoda; Insecta; Coleoptera; Chrysomelidae
Product: alpha-tocopherol transfer protein
Cellular component (GO): membrane
Molecular function (GO): phosphatidylinositol bisphosphate binding
Source: RefSeq, a predicted model, not a curated record
UGCAAUUAGUUGGGAAUUUCCUGAAAUGCAAAUAAUAUAACAAAAAGAUUUUAAAACAUUCACAAUCAGAGUCGCUUGAAUGGAAACGGUCAUUGGAAACUUCAUUGUUAUUAUUGAAUGUGUUCAAAUUCUCAGUAUACAAUAGCGACAAGAGAAAUCCCCAGAACUCUGUUGAAAUUCGCCAAGUUUUUGAAGGUCAAUUUUAAAUUCAUUCUAUACAAAAUUGGUGACUGAAUUGGAGUGCUGUUCUUGUGUGAAACCUGGUUAGUGUUAAACAACGGGAUCAAUACAUUUCAGUAUAGGAUACAAAGUUCUAAAAUUGAAGAUAUUGGACAUGGGUACCAAAUUUGAAUAUUUCGAAAACCUUUCAAAUGUACUCAAAAAGGGGCUGGAAGCCAACGAUAAGACGGAAGAAAAUUUGAAUGAAGAUAUCAACAUUUUAAAACGAUGGGUGGCAAGUCAACCGCAUCUACCUGAAAUUCCUAAUGAUCAUAUGAUGACGUGCUUCCUUAUCAUGAAUAAAUUCAGUAUCGAGAACGCCAAACAAAAAAUCGAUAUGUAUUACACAAUGCGAACUCUUUUUCCAGAGUUUUUUUUAGAUAAGCACCCCCUUUCGCCACACAUUCAGAAUACGAUGAAUGAUCUGUGUUUCAUCCCAUUACCAAAAGCCACUGAUGAAGGUUAUCGUGUAACGAUAAUCCAGGCAUUCCAUGACAAUACUGAAAAUUUCGAUAUCUGCAACUAUUUUUCACUCACUUAUAGUAUCACUGAAGUCAGAUUUCAAGAGGAUUAUCCAGUAGGUGAUGUUAUCAUCUAUGACUUCUCAAAUCUACGGAUGGGGCACUUGGUUCAAUUCACCCCCACCAUCAUGAAGAAAACUGCUGCCAUAUUGGAGAAAACAUUUAAUAAUAAUAUCAAGCAAGUACACUGUGUUAAUUAUCCAAGUUUUGCAGAACCUGUGAUAAAUCUAUCUAUGAAGAUGGUGAAACCAAAACUAGCAGAAAGGUUUCGAUUCCAUAAAAAAGUUCAGGAUAUUAAAAAUUUCAUCCCAUUGAGAAUUCUGCCCAAGGAUUAUGGAGGAGAGGAGAAAUCGUUAAAAGAAUUGAAUGAAAUGUGGAAAAAGAAAUUCACUCAAUACAAAGAUAGAUUCGACGUUCUGGAGAAAUUGCGUGUUAAUGAAAAGCUGCGACCAAAUCCACUGAUCAACGAUGAAAUAUUAGGCUUUCAUGGAAACUUCAAGAAAAUCAAUUUGGAUUAGUUAUGCGAAACAUUGAAUACGUUGGAAUUUUUACCGAUGUAUUUUAUUAAGAAUAACAUAUUUUUUUAGUAAAUUUUUCAUUAUGUUA